Molecule: messenger RNA, 1924 nt
Organism: Danio aesculapii
Lineage: Eukaryota; Metazoa; Chordata; Actinopteri; Cypriniformes; Danionidae
Gene: cyribb
Product: family with sequence similarity 49 member Bb
Exons: 11
Coding region: 153-1130 (325 amino acids)
Biological process (GO): positive regulation of T cell activation; regulation of actin filament polymerization
Molecular function (GO): small GTPase binding
Source: RefSeq, a predicted model, not a curated record
GUAAGACAGCUGAGAGAAAGAGAGAGAGAGAGAGCAAGCGACAGAGGCUCAGAUAGAGAGAGAGAGGUCUAAAGCCUUCUCCUUGGAGCUUAUAGUGUGCUACCUGGACUCCAUACGUGUUUUCAUCUCUUCACAAUCAAAGGUACUUUGUCAUGGGGAACCUCCUUAAAGUGUUAACAUGCACAGACCUUGAACAAGAGCCCAACUUCUUCCUCGAUUUUGAAAAUGCCCAGCCAACAGAAGCAGAGCGGGAAACGUGGGAAGAAGUGGAUGUGGUCCUAAAAGAUGCACUGGGAAUACUUGACGAACUACAGGCAUAUAAAGGCGCAGGCCAAGAGAUACGAGAGGCAAUCCAGAACCCUAAUGAUGAGGCAUUACAAGACCAGGCAUGGGCUGCUGUGGUGCCGCUAGUAGGCAAACUAAAGAAGUUCUAUGAAUUUUCACAGAGAUUAGAAGCAGCGCUGCACAGUCUAUUAAGAGCACUCACUAGUGAGACAUAUGAUGACCCCACACAGCAUCUGGAGAGAGAACAGGCCCUCGCCAAACAGUUUGCUGAGAUCUUGCACUUCACACUGCGCUUUGACGAGCUCAAGAUGACAAAUCCUGCCAUUCAGAAUGACUUCAGUUAUUACAGGAGGACCUUGAGCCGGAUGAGAAUCAAUAAUGUUCCAGCAGAGGGAGAAAAUGAAGUCAAUAAUGAGCUGGCCAAUCGAAUAUCUCUAUUUUAUGCCGACGCCACGCCGAUGCUGAAAACAUUAAGUGACGGCACAACAAAAUUCGUAUCUGAGAAUAAAAACUUGCCCAUUGAGAACACCACAGAUGUAUUGAGCACCAUGGCAAGUGUGUGCAAAGUCAUGUUGGAAACCCCAGAAUACCGCAGCCGCUUCAGCAGUGAGGAGACCGUUUCCUUCUGUCUGCGUGUCAUGGUCGGGGUCAUCAUCCUUUAUGACUAUGUCCAUCCUGUUGGUGCAUUUGCAAAGUCCUCAAAAAUAGACAUGAAAGGCUGCAUUAAAGUGCUCAAAGAUCAGCCUCCAAACAGUGUGGAAGGUCUUCUAAAUGCUCUCAGGUACACAACAAAACAUCUUAAUGAUGAGUCGACCACUAAGACCAUUAAAAGCAUGCUGCAGUAGCGACAAACUCUGGGACAUACACCACUGGCCUCAAGCAAAUGCUCAGGAGAUGCACAUACACUCUCUCUCCUGGACUAAAGCGAUGCACAGAAUGUUUUUUUUUUUAUUAAACUGAAAAGAAUCAGACAAAAGCUUAAUCUUUCCUUGUCUUUUUACAAAACAGAUGCUACUGGCGUUACGUGUGGUUUUCUGUGCCAAAAAAAAAAAAAAAAUGUUUUGCUGAAAUCCCUUGUUUUUAAUGUUCCUGAAUGACAGCCAUGCUACUUAUGGCAGCUAUGAAAGCAUUGUUAGAUUUUAUUUGUGGUAAAUAUUUAAAAAGGUAGGGUGAGUGUUUUGACUUGAAUAUAAAAUAUCUAUAUAUUAUCUAUAUGAUCUAGAUAGACACAAAAAAUUCUAUAAAAAAGAGAGAAAUAUAUUAUUUUUGUUUGAAUUAAUAUUUAAUGUUACAUUCUCUGCAUGGCAAGAUGAUUACAUUUCUUCUAUUUAAAAGAAAACUAAUGUUUCAGAUUCAUUUGUCUGCUUGAUUUUGUGUAAAAGAAAAAAAGUGUUUAAAUUAUGUUUUGAAAUGGUACUUAGAGAUUAAAAAUGGAGAUUAAUUGAUAGACCUUUUCAAGUUUUAUAUUUUUUUAUAGUUCUCGAUUUGUGUUGUUUUUUCUUUCCAUAGGUGUUCUAAUUUUGUUUUUGUUCUUUUUUUGAUCUUAAAACUAGCUUUCAAAAACUGUGAUCGUUUGUAAUCUGUCCGAUGUGAUGACAACAUGAUCUUAAGAGGAAAUAAAGUGCUUUCAUUUUUAUAA